This is a messenger RNA of Styela clava, 2452 nucleotides long. Its product is annotated as glutathione reductase, mitochondrial-like. NCBI's taxonomy places the organism in Eukaryota, Metazoa, Chordata, Ascidiacea, Stolidobranchia, Styelidae. The record is from RefSeq and is a predicted model, not a curated record. Gene Ontology annotation, molecular function: glutathione-disulfide reductase (NADPH) activity; NADP binding; flavin adenine dinucleotide binding. Gene Ontology annotation, biological process: cellular response to oxidative stress; glutathione metabolic process; cell redox homeostasis. Gene Ontology annotation, cellular component: cytosol; mitochondrion.
GUAUUCAAUAUCCUCAGAUAUUUAUGAUCAUGUACUCGCAAUUGUGAGAACUAUUCUGAACAGGUACAUAUUCACAUCCAUUAUAUUUUUACCGAAUAUGCUUAAAUAGCGCAUAUUACUGUGUGUUUUAAGCGCGAUAUGGUAAAAUAUUUAGAUCUAUUCGUUGAGGGAACGUUUAAAAUCGAUGCAUUGUGCAGAAAUGCCUUGUCAUCGUUAUGAAUAGAUUUUGCAGAUUGAUGGAACUGUUUGUGAGGCGAAUCGUGUCGAAGUAGACGCCCUUAUUCCAUUCAAUGUUUCGCGGUUUGAUAUCAGUUAGAAAGAUGUCUUGUGUAACAAAAUUUGACUAUUUGGUGUUAGGAGCCGGUUCUGGGGGUGUUGCAAGUGCUAGAAGGGCUACAGAGUUUGGAAUUAAGGCCGGUAUCAUCGAACAUGGAAGGCUUGGGGGAACAUGCGUUAACGUUGGUUGUGUGCCGAAGAAGAUUAUGUUUAGCGCAGCGUCAAUAGCUGAAGCUCUUCAUGAUGCUAAAGACUAUGGAUUUGAGAUCAAUGGCACUACUAAAUUUACAUGGAAAGUGAUUAAAGACAAAAGGGAUGCUUAUAUUCAACGAUUAAAUGGCAUUUAUGGCAAUUUAUUAUCAAAUGCAAAAGUCGAAACUAUUUUGGGCCAUGGAGUUUUUACUGGAGAAAAAGAUCCAUAUCCAAUCAUUUCUGUAGCAGGCAAAAAAUAUACAGCACCUCAUAUUUUGAUUGCAACUGGGGGAUAUCCAAUUAUUCCCAGCGAAAAAGAGAUUCCUGGUGCACAGCAUGGUAUUACAAGCGAUGGAUUUUUUGAACUUGAAGAUCUUCCAAAGAAAGCGAUUGUUGUGGGUGCAGGAUAUAUUGCUGUGGAAAUGGCAGGAAUAUUUAAUGCUCUGGGCUGUGAAACACAGCUAAUCAUUCGAAGGCACCAAGCACUUCGCAACUUUGACUCAACGAUUAGUGAAAAUGUCACCAAAGAAAUGGAAGCUGCUGGUAUAACAAUUAGAAAGUUCUCUCAUGUAAAGAGUCUAGAAAAGAUUGAUGGGAAAAUGAAGGUUACAAUCAAAUGUGAUGAUCCUUCUGGUGAAUGUAUUGAAGAAAAUGUUGGAUGUCUGCUCUGGGCAAUAGGAAGAAAACCUCAAACUGAUAUUGGUCUUGAUAAGAUCGGUGUUAAACUGGAUGCAGGAAAAAACAUUGCAGUUGAUGAAUUUCAAAAUACCUCUUUUCCUGGAGUAUAUUCUGUUGGUGAUGUACAAGGAAAAGCUCUUCUUACACCUGUUGCAAUUGCUGCUGGUAGAAAAUUAGCACACAGACUUUUUGAUGGUAAGACAGACUGGAAAUUGAGCUAUGAAAACAUUCCGACUGUCGUGUUUAGUCAUCCUCCUAUUGGCACAGUUGGCAUGACAGAGGAAGAGGCAAAUAAAACCCAUGGUGAAGCAAAUAUCAAGAUCUACAAAACAAACUUUUUGCCAAUGUAUCACCAGAUGACGGAAAGAAAAACAAAAUGUUUAAUGAAAUUAAUUUGUUUGCUACCUGAUGAAAAAGUAAUUGGUUUACAUAUGCAAGGUCAGGGUUGUGAUGAAAUGCUCCAAGGUUUUGGUGUUGCAAUAAAAAUGGGAGCAACCAAGGCAGAUUUCGAUAGUUGUGUUGCCAUACAUCCAACAUCAUCAGAAGAACUUGUGACCAUGCGAUGACUAGAUGAAGGCAGUGCAAGAAAUAUCUCACCUACUUCUAAAAUGUAACAUGCACUUUAGGAUCGAAGCGGUUUCUACACAGCAUAUGAUCAAUUUUUAGCGCAAUGAACGAAAAAAUAUUUUGCGUACAAAAUCAAAAUACUAUUAUCAUGUAGCACCUUCGUCAUAUUCAGCCAAAGUUAUCUAUUGUCGAAUUUUUCUUAUUUGCCUAAAACUUGUGUUCUGGAAUGAUAUCCAAUCUGAAAUUAUUUUUUUACAUACGACGGAUUCAAUCAGCAAUCUCUGUGGGGUAUUUUUACAGGAAAUACCAUACUAAUAAAUAACUACAGUAGUUGGUUAGAAUAGAAUCUGACAUCCCUAUCGCAUUCUCAAUGUUUGAAAAGAAUUUGAAAUUUCAACUGAACAAUGCUUGCAUUUCGAUUUACUAUGCCACUUUCAGGUUGUAUUGACUAAAUUAAUUGAACUUAUAUGGCAUAAAUUCUUGGAUUUUGCAAGUUUGUAUGAAUUGCUAUGUUUUUCAACGAAUUGGUGACGGGAUGAUGUCAGAUAUGUUAUGAGAAAUAUGUGUGUACUUAUUAUAGAUCAUAAUUAUAUUGUUCAUUCCGAUUAUCAUAUUGUUAUUUUAUUCCUAAGAACAUAUACUUAUGUAAGUAGUGUUCUAGUGACUUAAUAUCCGAGCCACCAUAUAAUUUAGGAUAGAUUCCUAAUUCCUUUUUUAAAUACAUUGUUGUAAUCAGAAA